AUGUGUAUGGAGGCUUAUCUUCAAGGUCAAGACCUUUGGGAUCCUGUCGCUGGUGCUGAAGCAGAAAUUCCUGCAAAUACUCCGAAAAAUGCGGAAUCACGGAGAAAAUGGAAAAUCAAAUGUGGUAAAGCUCUCUUUGCUUUAAGGAUGUCAAUUGGCAAAAAACUCAUCCAUCACGUACGUGAUGUUAGUUUACCAAAAGAAGUUUGGGUGAUACUUGAGAGAUUGUUCGGUAAAAAUAAUACCGCUAGGUUACAGCUGCUAGAAAAUGAAUUGGCAAUGCUAUCGCUGGGAGGAAUGUCUAUUUCUGGAUAUUUCUUACGAGUCAAAAGUAUUUGUGCUGAAAUUUCAGAAUUAGAUCCGGAGGAGAAAAUCGGUGAAGCAAGAUUGCGACGAUUUCUUAUUCGAGGAUUGAAGAAGGAGUACAAUCCGUUCGUCACCUCCAUUCAAGGUUGGGCAAAGCAACCUUCAGUUGAAGAAUUUGAAAAUUUGCUUUCCAACCAAGAGGCAUUGGCAAAGCAAAUGGCAAAAAGCUUCGAAUCAGAUCCCGUUCUCUUCUCAAAGGAUAAACAUAAAAAGAAAAUCACAUCAACUGGGAGCAAGAACAAUGAAAAAAGAUCAAAUAGUGAAAAAGCUACUGGUGGCAACUUUGAAAAUAAAAAGUGCUAUAGAUGUGGUAUAAUUGGGCACAUCAAGAAAAAUUGUAAAGUGAAGCUCUCAAAUGCAAAUGUUGCAAAGUUGCGUCAACAUAACAGAGAUCGAGUUGUUGUUACAGCGAAUAAUUCAGUAUAUCCAGUAGCUAAAGAAGGAGUCCUGAAGUUUUAUGUUGGAGAUAGAUGGACUGUCAUGUUGAACGACUAUCGUGCUCCAGGUUUGAAGAGAAAUCUAGUUUCAGUUUCUCAAAUUAUUGAUUCUGGAAAAUAUAUUUUGUUUGGUCCAAAUGAUGUGAAGGUUCUUGAUAACGUAAAGAAUAUAACUGUUGAUGUUAUUCUUGCCUGUGAAAAGAAGGGUUCUUUAUUUUUCAUGGCAGUAGGGGAAGCCUAUGUGAAGAAGACAAGUCAAAUAGAUAGCGCAAUAAUUUGGCAUCCUCGACUGAGACACUUGGGAUACCAUUUGUUACGGCAAAUUUCUUCAAAGAAAUUGGUGGAUGAUGAUGUUUCAAGAUAUACGUGGGUGAAAUUCUUGAAAGAAAAGAGUGAAGCUUUGUCAAAACUUGCUGAAUUUAAAACUAUUAUGGAGAAGGAAUUUGGGGUGAAAAUUAAAUGCUUGCAUAGCGAUAAUGGAGGCGAAUAUAUGUCAAAUGAUUUCUUCAAAUACUGCGAUGAUAAUGGUAUUCGAGACAAAUGA
Molecule: messenger RNA, 1347 nt
Organism: Lycium ferocissimum
Lineage: Eukaryota; Viridiplantae; Streptophyta; Magnoliopsida; Solanales; Solanaceae
Exons: 3
Coding region: 1-1347 (448 amino acids)
Biological process (GO): DNA integration
Molecular function (GO): zinc ion binding; nucleic acid binding
Source: RefSeq, a predicted model, not a curated record